AAUAAUGAAACUACUGUUGUCCGAUAACGAUAAAACUACUAGAUCAUUAAUGAUUAAUACCCUUAUGGAAUUCUGAGAAGAUUUCCAUGUCAGUAAGUUCUUUCAGUCAAAUAUAAAUGAGCUGGUAACAGAAACUUGCAGUGUUGGCCCCAACGAAGUGUGGGAAUCUUUAUCAUCGUGCCUGCGUUGGUCUGACUGGUGUUGGGACUGUCGCCUAUACAGUUGUUCAUUAACACACAGAGGGAGGACUGAUAGAGCAGCCACACACCAAGCUGGAGGAUUAUUGCUUUCAAGCUUUCACUGGAGAAGCAACAGGCGGGGAGGCAGUCUUCCGCAUUGUCUUUACUGCAAUUUAGUCAAGGGUCAAAAUCCCAGGAAAAAGUUGGGAUUUUUUUUCUCAUUUGAAUGCUGGAUUGCGAAUUAAGGGACAGACUGAAAUCUGGAAUAAAUCAAUCUGAGGAGCCACUUAAACCUGAAAUGAACUGCAGCUGAUUAUUUUUUUUUUUUUGAGAUGUAGGAACUGUGGGCAAGACGAAAAAAAAAAGACUAUAGUGAGGAUCAAGAUGAGUGGCUUCAGCAGUUUACCUUACCUGGGAGUGUUGGUCAUAGCUGUGAUCGGCAACAAGUUGCUGGAUGACUGCCUGUCUUCCAAACCUAGAUUCACCAUGAACGUCGUGCUGCUGGAAGACAACACGUACGCGUGGAGUCGGCCCUUCGUGCAGGCUGCAGUGGAGCGAGCCAUCGAAGAGGACAGGAAGGAGAACAUUAAACAUAAUUUAAGCUUCACUUUGACGGCCAACUUCCAAGGCUUCAACACCACCCUGUACAACCGGCAGGGCUGUGGAAGCAGCACCUGUGAGGGCGUCACCAUACUCAAGAUGCUGCAUAAUAAAGGUGAAGUUGGAUGUGUUAUGCUGGGUCCUUCCUGCACGUAUGCUACCUUCCAAUUAGUGGAUGAUGAAAUUGGCCUGACCCUGAGCAUUCCGAUCAUUUCUGCCGGGAGCUUCGGCCUCUCUUGUGACUACAAGCCCAAACUGACUCGGAUCUUGCCGCCGGCACGCAAGAUCUCGUACAUGUUCUCCCACUUUCUGAUGGAGAAGUUUCUAUUCAAGGAUAAGUGGGAGCAUGUUUAUGUGUACAAGAAGUCGAUCUAUAACGCGACCGAGGACUGCUUCUGGUACACCAAUGCACUGGAAGCACCUUCAUCCAACUUUGCCACAAAGAUAAAGAGAGAGAUGCUACGUUCUGAGGACGAACUAAAGAAAGCUCUCACUUCUAAGAAAAGACACAGUAACAUUUUCAUCAUUUGUGGCCGUCCCGAUGACGUUAUUUCACUAGAGGCCAAAGUGGGCCCACUUCAUCAGGAUAUCAUGUUCAUUCUCGUGGACAUUUACAAUCCGGAGUAUUAUGUCAACACUACAUCCAGUCAGGGCAUGCAGAAAGUCCUGGUCAUCACUCUGCCACGGAGGAACUAUGACUAUUUACCCUAUAACGACACAAUCAAUGACUAUGUGGCUGGCUAUCAUGACGGUGCUCUACUGUUCGGUAAAGUGCUGAGGGACAGGAUGUUGAGUCAGCAGAGUAACUAUGGUAACCGAGGAGCUCAGGAAGUCCCACUGAGUGACAACCCAUUUGGGAAUGUCUCCUUCAACGGUAUGGGAGGCCACUAUGUGCUGGACGAGUAUGGUGACAGAGACGUUAACUUCUCGAUGAUUUACACAUCGACAGUUACCGGCAAGUAUGAGACUCUGUUAGUAUUUGACACAUCAAGGAAUGAAACCAUAGAUGUGGCCCGUAACCCUGAUCUGCCAUGGAAAGGAAAUCACCUGCCCAAAGAUGUACCAGAAAGUUUAGAAGACUUGAACUUGCAGGAUGUGAUUGUGAUCGUUCUGAGCCUCAGUGUUGUCGUGGUGACCGCCAUCGCUCUCAUCUUCUACAAGCAGAACAGAAAAGAACAUCAAAUGCAGAAAAAGUGGUCUCACAUCAACCCUCACCUGAUUGGUCCGCUGGACGAAAAGGAGGUCUCCCUAAAGAUCGAUGACGAUAAAAGGAAGGACAGCACGUACUUCACACAUCGAGGCCGCUACGACAAAAAGCCAGUUAUCUUGAAAGAGCUGAGACAGACCGAUGGAAACUUCACAGAGGACCAGAAGAUUGAGCUCAACACUCUGCUGCGGAUCGAUUACUACAACCUGACAAAGUUCUAUGGCACAGUGAAGUUUGAGUAUGGUGUGUUUGGAGUGUUUGAGCUAUGUCAGAGAGGCUCCCUCAGGUACAUUCUGAAUGACAGAAUUUCCUACCCAGAUGAAACCUUCAUGGACAUGGAGUUCAAAAUAUCAGUCAUGUAUGAUAUAGCAAAGGGCAUGUCAUAUCUCCACUCCAGUAACAUUGAAGUCCACGGGCGCCUCAAGUCCACCAACUGUGUGGUUGACAACCGCAUGGUGGUGAAGAUCACCGACUUCGGCUGCCACACCAUCCUGAGGCCAUGCAGAGAUGUAUGGACAGCCCCGGAGCACCUCCGUAAAGAUGGGGUAUCUCAAAAAGGAGACGUCUACAGCUAUGGCAUUAUCGCGCAUGAAAUCAUUCUGAGGCGGGCACCAUUCUAUACGCAGUUCUGCUUGAGUCGUACAGAGAAGAUGUACCGAGUGCAGCAUCCCGAUGGGAUGGGUUUCUUUAGACCAGAACUCAACUUCGAUGGCGUGUCAGAGAAGGAUAUUGAGUUGCACAUGCUGAUAAAGAACUGCUGGGAUGAAGAUCCAGAACGGAGGCCGGAUUUUAAGAAAAUCGAGUUAACUCUGGGUAAGAUUUUCAGCAACCUGCACAAUCAAGCCACGGAGACAUACAUGGACAACCUCAUCCGUCGCCUCCAGAUGUACUCCAGGACUUUGGAGCAUCUGGUGGAGGAGAGAACGUCUUUGUACAAGGCUGAGAGGGACCGAGCAGACCUCCUUAACUUCAUGCUACUUCCUGGCCCAGUGGUGCGUUCGCUGAAGGAGACGGGCAGAGUGGAGCCGGAGCUCUAUGAAGAGGUGACGGUGUACUUCAGCGACAUUGUGGGAUUCACCACCCUGUGCCACUACAGCACCCCCAUGGAAGUGGUCGACAUGCUCAAUGAGAUCUACAAGAACUUUGACAGCGUCCUUGACCACCAUGAUGUCUACAAGGUUGAAACAAUAGGAGAUGCAUACAUGGUUGCGUCAGGUUUGCCUAAACGCAACGGUGACAGACAUGCAGUGGACAUCGCACACAUGGCCCUGGACAUCUUGUCAUUUGUUGGGACGUUUGAGCUGCAGCACUUGCCUGACAUUCCUUUGUGGAUACGUAUUGGUGUGCAUUCAGGCCCCUGUGCUGCUGGAGUGGUGGGGAACAAGAUGCCCCGCUACUGUCUGUUUGGAGAUACAGUCAACACCACGUCACGAAUGGAAUCCACGGGCCUGCCUCUGAGAAUCCAUGUAAGUCAGUCCACCAUCAACAUCCUGCAGAGGACUGACUGUAAAUUUGAGUACGAGCAGAGAGGAGAGACAUACCUGAAGGGCAAAGGUAAAGAGAUGACUUACUGGUUAACUGGAGUGACUGGAGGAAAAUAUAAUCUACCCACGCCACCAACAGCGGAGAACUUCCAGCGACUGCAGCAGGACCUGGCGGAGAUGAUCGUGUCCAGCUUGGAAAAGCGCGGAGAAGGCGGAGAGAGCUUCGAAAAGAGGAAAACGUUGUCCGCCAGACGCAGAGAAACCAACAGCAGCUUUCAGGGGGAAAGCCCACCAGAAUACUUCCACCUGGCUGUCACUGAUAACCCUAGUACUUAUCUGUGAUGACAGAGCACUGCCCCAUGCAGUGUCAGCCAUAAUCCGCACCUGUUGGAAUGAACACUGCUAGAAUUGUUUGGACAUAGCUGCAGUGACUCACGCAGGCAUGUGGAAACUGAGACUCACAGCAUGCUGAGGCAGUUUUUUUUUGCAUCAUGUUCAUUCUUCAUUUCCAACUGCCUGCAGCCCAUCCUUCCUGCAUCAACCUUUUAAUAAGAGCAAGGAAGGCAUUUAACGGCAUCAUAUACAAACCGCCAUUAUUUAAAGAGCUCAGCCUAAAAUGGGCAUCCAAAUCAAAUAAGUGAUAUCUUAUAUAUGAUAUGUUUUGUAUUUGUUGUGUACCACAUUGUUUUCACUCGUUGAUUUCUUUUUUAGGGAUUAGUGUCCAAUAUGCUUGACUAAAGUAUUCCUCAUGAUUCACACACAGGUUGAGGGAUACAAGUGCAUAUUUAACUAGUCACAGUCAAACAAACACUAACAAUAUAUGAAAAACAAAAAAAUAAAAAAAUAAAAAUAAAUAAAUGUAAAAAAUGUAAAAAAAAUUAAAAAAAGAGCAGUGAAGAAAAAACUAAGUGAGUGUUGAAUCAUGGAUGUGAAGUCAUCAUCUUGAAACACGCAAUGAAGUAUUCAGUGCACUUUCUACAUGUGGCGGUGGCCUCUUAUCAGUGAUGUUCUUAUGUCAAAUUGGUAAGGGACCAACCACUUAAUUUACUCCAUUUGCUUUGUUACAAAUUGGAAACAUGAGAAAAAUCCAUUGGGAUUCAUUAGGAAAUGUCACAAAUGAAAUUAAAUUCAUCUACCGGGUAAAGCAAUGUAUAAUUGAGUUGCUCUGAUUCUUUUUUAAGGUCACGUCAAAUGUUAGCAUCGUCAUUUGUUGCCGGGCAGAGUUGGUAGGGCUCAAUCAUGACGGCCCCUAAAACAUUUUGGCAUUGGCAGUCAUCUGGACUCAACUGUUUGAACAGCAAACUGGAGAAUGUGCCGUGAGCCACACUUACAAACUGAAGAGAUCACCUUCUGGAUGGCUUCAAAUUGUGACAAUUCAUGUGACUGCCUCAGAAUCCUGCAAAGG
Phyllopteryx taeniolatus (common seadragon) is the source of this 4875-nucleotide messenger RNA. It is a transcript of the gene gucy2ca, whose product is annotated as guanylate cyclase 2Ca. Gene Ontology annotation, biological process: intracellular signal transduction; cGMP biosynthetic process; protein phosphorylation. The record is from RefSeq and is a predicted model, not a curated record. Gene Ontology annotation, molecular function: peptide receptor activity; guanylate cyclase activity; protein kinase activity. Lineage: Eukaryota; Metazoa; Chordata; Actinopteri; Syngnathiformes; Syngnathidae. Bases 564 to 3812 code for a protein of 1082 amino acids. The transcript has 27 exons.